GCACAGAAGUUGCGGGCAAUAGUGCGGUCCGGUUGAUUAGGUAGAAGUGAAAAGUGAUUAUUAUGCGAUAAAACCCCUUUGAAAGUGAUCAGAUUUGGUGGAAAAGUGUAGGAUUACGCCUUAGCUGUAGAAUACCAGCAAACUUCAUUUAGGAACUUGAUUCCCAGCGACGCGCGCAACCAUGGUUGAGAACACCAUCAUCGAGGAGACCGAGCAAUCGAAGAAAGCCGCAAAGAAGGCAGCCAAAGAUGCCGUCAAGGCCGCUAAGAAAGCGGAGCACAAAGCAGCGGCAGCUGCCGAGAAGGACCAACAGGAACCGGGCGGCGACGAGAGCAAAGACUACUCGGUCGGUCUGUACGGCGUGACCAAGAUGAUCCAGAGUACGGCCAAGCAUGCCGAGCGUAACUUUACAAUGGUGCAUGACCUGUCCACCUGCGGGAAGGAUGCACUGGUGUGGGUGCGAGGUCGAGUGCAUACGUCACGUGCCAAGGGCAAGCAGUGUUUCCUGGUGCUCCGUCAGCAAAGUAGCACCGUGCAGUGUGUGCUAGCCGUGAACGAGAGUACCGUUUCGAAGCAGAUGGUCAAAUUUUCCGGGAGUGUACCACGGGAAAGCAUCAUCGACAUCAAAGCGAAGCUGAUUCCGGUGCAAAAUAAGAUCGAAUCGUGUACCGAGCAGAACCUGGAGCUGCACGUGGCAGAGAUCUAUUUGGUGUCGGCCGCGAAAGCCCAACUGCCACUGCAAAUUGAAGAUGCUGCGCGUCCGGAGAAAUCCGACGAUCCGGAGGCGCUAAAAAUCCGCGUCAAUCAGGACACUCGAUUGGACAACCGUGUGCUGGACCUGAGAACGCCUGCCAAUCAGGCGAUUUUCCGCUUGGAGGCCGGUGUGUGCAAACUGUUCCGUGACAUUCUGGCGAAUAAGGGAUUCACCGAGAUUCACACACCGAAGAUUAUUUCCGCUGCGAGUGAGGGUGGUGCUAAUGUGUUUACGGUCAGCUACUUCAAAGACUCUGCAUAUCUGGCCCAAUCUCCUCAGCUGUACAAGCAGAUGGCAAUCGCAGCUGACUUCGACAAGGUGUUUACGGUGGGUGCUGUAUUCCGCGCGGAGGAUUCCAACACGCACCGACAUUUAACUGAAUUCGUAGGACUCGAUCUGGAGAUGGCGUUCAAGUAUCACUACCAUGAGGUGUUGGACACCAUCGGCAAUACGUUUACGGCGAUCUUCAAGGGAUUGCGCGAUAAUUAUGGCCGCGAAAUUGCCGCCGUCGGUCAGCAGUACAACGUUGAGGCGUUCAAAUUUUUGGAACCACCCCUCAAGCUGGAAUUCGCUGACGCAGUCGCCAUGCUGCGGGAAGCCGGCGUCACAAUGGACGACGAGGAGGAUCUAUCGACACCGAGUGAAAAACUUCUCGGCAGGCUGGUGAAGGCAAAGUAUGACACCGAUUUCUACAUUCUCGACAAAUUCCCCCUGGCGGUGCGACCGUUCUACACGAUGCCGGAUCCCAACAACUCGAAGUACUCCAACUCGUAUGACAUGUUCAUGCGAGGCGAAGAGAUCCUGUCCGGUGCGCAACGUAUCCACGAUCCCGAAUAUCUGGUAGAGCGUGCCAAGCACCACGCAAUCGAUAUUUCGAAAAUCGCCGCCUAUAUUGAAGCGUUCCGCUUCGGUUGUCCGCCGCACGCUGGCGGCGGCAUCGGUAUGGAGCGUGUUGUCAUGCUGUACCUCGGACUGGACAACAUCCGUAAAACCUCAAUGUUCCCGCGUGACCCGAAGAGACUUACACCCUAAGGGGAGCGAAUUCGAGGCCACCCACAACUCCGUUUUCAACAUUUCGGUUUUCGUUUGUGUUCAUUUUUUUUUGUCCCAUUCCCUCCGUGUUUUUCAACAAAAAUUUCCACUUAGUCUUAAGACGCACUGGGACAUUGACUGUUCCGUACCAGUGAAGUUGUCUAACUAGUAUGCGCGAGCGCACACAAUAACUAAACCAGCGGUCAAUCGUAAACGAGGGAAGGAAAACUGUGGCCAGCUGAUCAAUAAUCAACUUUUAUGUUAUUCGGGAGGCGGCAGUCGAUAAUCUGACGGCAAGAAAUCGUUUCAAACAGAAGAAGGGGGAUACUUAAAAUGGAACCUGAAACGCGGAGAAUGGCAAGUUUAACUAAGCGUGAGGAUUCAGAUUCCUCACGGAGUGAGAGGGAGAGAGAGCGAAACAAGAACUGGAGUACGGACGAUUGUGUGAUCCUUUUUUUUCCGAAUCCUAACGGUUGAAGUGACCUAAAUUAUAAUAACUGAAAAUACAAUAACAAGUCGACUUCGAA
This is a messenger RNA of Ochlerotatus camptorhynchus, 2313 nucleotides long. RefSeq names its product aspartyl-tRNA synthetase (gene AspRS). The record is from RefSeq and is a predicted model, not a curated record. Gene Ontology annotation, biological process: aspartyl-tRNA aminoacylation. Bases 182 to 1786 code for a protein of 534 amino acids. The transcript is spliced from 6 exons. Gene Ontology annotation, cellular component: cytosol; aminoacyl-tRNA synthetase multienzyme complex; cytoplasm. Lineage: Eukaryota; Metazoa; Arthropoda; Insecta; Diptera; Culicidae. Gene Ontology annotation, molecular function: RNA binding; ATP binding; aspartate-tRNA ligase activity.